AUGAAGUACACCGGUAUCGCUGCUAUGGGCUUGAUGGGCUCUGCCCUCGCCCUGCCCAAGGCUCCUCCUCCUCCUGGUGGCCUUGUUCCUUCCUGUGCACCCACGCCUCUUGGUGUGCCGUCCGGCUUCCCAUCCGGCUUCCCAUCCGGCUUCCCAGUCGGCCCCAGCGGCUUUGAGAAGCGCCAACUGCCUAUCCCGUCCAGCAUCAUCUCUGAGAUCGAGUCUGCUUUCCCUAUCCCCACUGGCUUCCCUACUGGCUUCCCUACUGGCUUCCCCACUGGUCUUCCGUUCGAGAAGCGCCAGUUCCCUGAGCCUUCAGACAUCAUCUCUGAGAUCGAAUCCGCCUUUCCUAUCCCCACUGGCUUCCCGACUGGCCUACCUACUGGUCUUCCUUUCGGGAAGCGCGAGAUUUCCAAGCCCUCUGGCUUCUCCAGUGGCCCUGCUCCUUCGGGCCCCGUCCCUUCUGGCUUCCCUCCGAUCCCCAGGGUUUAA
Messenger RNA from Penicillium maclennaniae, 492 nucleotides. RefSeq lists its product as uncharacterized. The record is from RefSeq and is a predicted model, not a curated record. Bases 1 to 492 code for a protein of 163 amino acids. The transcript has a single exon. Lineage: Eukaryota; Fungi; Ascomycota; Eurotiomycetes; Eurotiales; Aspergillaceae.